Messenger RNA from Cyprinodon variegatus (sheepshead minnow), 1719 nucleotides. RefSeq names its product ras-related protein Rab-39B-like. Lineage: Eukaryota; Metazoa; Chordata; Actinopteri; Cyprinodontiformes; Cyprinodontidae. The record is from RefSeq and is a predicted model, not a curated record. Gene Ontology annotation, molecular function: GTP binding; GTPase activity. Gene Ontology annotation, cellular component: Golgi membrane. The transcript has 4 exons. Bases 330 to 971 code for a protein of 213 amino acids. Gene Ontology annotation, biological process: Rab protein signal transduction.
GGUGCUGAUGAGAGCGAGGAGGGGAUGUUUGUGCGUGAUGCCGCGGCUGCGUCUGGUGGUGAUGCUGCCAUUUCGGAAGCUCACACGGAAAUAAUAGCAGCUCCCAUCAUCAGCUGAUAUGCACACUCACCAGCUGGAUUCUGUCUGUCCUCUUUAAAGCCCUGAUGCUGGACGGGUUCAUGUGCUGCAUCUUAGGGGGAUUAUCUCUGUGAAUUGCUGCAUCACUGCCACCGACAGCCUCAGGGGUCAUUUUCAGAAGACACCAUCGUCAACAUGGAGCUUGUUUUUUACAGACGCUGAGCUCUGAAUCAAGAUUUCAGUCUUGAGUCAUGGAGACGAUAUGGCUUUACCAGUUCCGUCUGAUCGUCAUCGGAGACUCCACAGUGGGCAAGUCAUGCCUGAUCCGCAGGUUCACGGAGGGUCGCUUCGCCCAGGUGUCAGACCCCACAGUGGGGGUGGACUUCUUCUCUCGCCUGGUGGAGAUUGAGCCUGGAAAAAGGAUCAAACUUCAGAUCUGGGACACUGCAGGACAAGAGAGGUUCAGGUCCAUCACCAGAGCCUACUACCGUAACUCAGUGGGUGGCCUUUUGCUCUUCGACAUCACAAACCGCCGCUCCUUCCAGAACGUCCAUAACUGGCUGGAGGAGGCGCGAAGCCACGUUCAGCCGCACAGCAUCGUCUUCCUGCUGGUUGGCCACAAGUGUGACCUGGAGGCCCAGCGUCAGGUGACCCAGCACGAGGCCGAGAAGCUGGCGGGGGCUUACGGGAUGCGUUACGUGGAGACAUCAGCGCGGGAUGCUAUUAAUGUGGAGAAGGCGUUCGUGGAUCUGACGAGAGAAAUCUUCGAGCUGGUCCGGAACGGUGACAUCCAGAUCCAGGAUGGCUGGGAAGGCGUGAAAAGCGGAUUUGUUCCCAACACGGUCCAUUCCUCUGAGGAGGUCACAAAAGGAAGUCGGCAGUGUUUCUGCUGAUGAAUGCAGCACCUGAGCUGGAAGGUGGUAUAAAUAUAUCGUUUUUGGGACUUACUCACUUUACUCUCACAUGUACGGCUCUAUAAAAUCAUCCGUUUAAAGCUAAGCUCAGAUUCCUGACAGAUAUAGAAGCACAAGAAGCACCCCAACCUCUCACCAUUUCAUCUGCAUGUUUAUGUGUUUCUGAAGCUUUUGGAAACUGCGGCCACCGUUGGCCUUUUUUCUCUAGUGAUCCCUCCUGGGGCUGGAUUUGUUGUAGCCAGAGACUCAAACUGCUAGACUGGUGUCCAUCUGCGUUUCAUCAACAUGAUUUCAGUUUUGGUCCCAAGACUGAACCUCACUGCACCAAAACCCGUUACAGAGGAAUUAUAGAAAGUAAUCCUGACUGCUCAAGUGUCCGCCUGUGCUAUGACUAUGACUGGCUCUAAACAUGCAGGACAAGAGAAACAUCCAACCAAGCCAAGCUGAGAGGUUUCCUCUAACCGCUGGAUAAUCUUCUGUAGCCGCUCACUGACUGCCUUUAAGACUUGAUCAUAGGAAGACUGCAAAAACGAUCGUUUUCCUACGAAUGUUUCUGAUGGAUCUGAUAAGAGUGUAUGCAUUUGCGUAGACCCCCCCCCAACCCAAAAAAGGGUUUUAAAAAGAGGUAGUUUCAUGUUGUGCAUCUCUUUAAUUUAUAUAAUACAGUAUACCCUGCAAACUCUAUGUGCUGUGGCAAUUCUUCUCUGUAUUUAGCCAAAAAGAUAAA